AUGAAUCUUCAGCUGCUUGCUCCUCCCAAUGACGACGACGGCGUCAACCUCUGCCUAUUCCACGACUCGGCGACUUCCUUUGCUCGUCUCAAAAGGCUGUUCCAGUCGGCCGGACUGACGCCUCGACUGACCAUGUCGGUGAUCGCGAUUCAUUCGGCCCUGAUCACGUGGACGGGACAACCGGAGGCCGGCAAUCGCUCCUCUUUCAGCCUCCGAAGCCGUUCGCAGUCCGGACAAAACGCAGACUCGACAGGACGCGACGGAGAAAACGAGCCUCGCACGAGUCGAUCUGUCGGCUCGGCCGCUUUUUUUCUGCGUGGACUCCACUCAUCCGUUUGGUCUUUGAUUCUACUCUCCGUUCUGGUGGUACGUUCACACAAACCGCCCCAUCACACAUUUUCAUCCCAACUUUGGUCCUAG
Protopolystoma xenopodis is the source of this 420-nucleotide messenger RNA. The record is from the annotation of a GenBank genome assembly. Lineage: Eukaryota; Metazoa; Platyhelminthes; Monogenea; Polystomatidea; Polystomatidae.